AUUCUAAAUCGUAUUUUUCUGUAAAUAGAUGAGUAGCUCUGCGUCAAAAACUCAGGAAAUAAGCGUCGUCAUAGAUCCCCGUGAUGCGCUUACAAACAGCACCAACGGCAAUAAACCAAACGGCCCAAAACCGAAAUUUCAGACAAAGAUUUGCGAUCACUGGCGACGCUCGGGCAGCUGUUCGUAUGGCGACGCGUGCUGGUAUGCUCACGGUGAAGACGAUCUUCGUAAAGUGGUCCGGAUUGAUCGUUCGAACGAAGAAGAGAAUGAGCGACCGGCUACUGCUGAAAUUCAAAAGUCGCCGACAAAGCGUGCAUCAACCAACGUCAAAGGAUUAACAGUGAAUAUUCCAUCGAAUACUGCCUUCAAAGAACAAAACUCUUCGAUGCCGUUAUCUCCAGCUCAGGAAAGAUGGAUUUCCAUGUCAAUUGGAGCUGUACCACCACCAACCAGCUCAGCUGCAGAGAAGGAUGCGAUUUCAUCAUUAUCUAAAAACGGUGUCGAGCAAGAACAGGAAAAGAAGCAUGAAAUAUGUUCUCGUGACGAUGAUAUUGACGAUUACGGAUUUUUGUCUCCGAAUCCGUUCCCAUACCCGCAACAGUCAAUGUUCUCAGCUGGAUUUCCAUCUCAUGGACACCAUCAACGUUCCUCGAAUCGUGCUACGCAAGGGGUUCCUUCUCAACAAUUUGGAGGGCCAGUCAACAUCCCUGGUCAAGAUCCGAAUCGUUUGGGAUCUGGAGCAUACCAUAUCCCACCACAGCACCAAAGAUCAAGAUCCAAUGUUCGUACUUCACGAGAGGUCGGCGGUCCCCCUCCGCAAUUUCAACAAGCGAUUUGGAAUGUUGCUGGUGAAAUCUAUCAACGUCAGAAGGACAUAGAGAUAGGCGGACAGAGAGUUGGACCCAAUGAUCGUCAACCGACUCAACAGAAAAAUUCGGAAAUGGAUCGACUUUUGUCUAAACUGAAAAUGAAAGAUUUGAACUACCUUCGUUUUAUGAUAGAGCGAGGAUAUAUCAACGAGCGUGACGUGUCUAGGCAAACUUCGAGUGAUCAAAUGAGUAAUGGUCAUCACUUCAAUGCUCCUAUGACCCCACCAUACCAUCCACGACUUGCAGGAAACGAACCAAAUACUUCGGACUGUCAUUACCAUGGAACUGGAAAUCGUUUAUCAAAUUUCAUGCCAGGACGUCAUCGUCCCCCACAUCAACAUCCAAUCCAUCAUCAUCAUCAGUCACAACAUCAGCUACACCAGCAUCAGCAAUAUCUGCAUCAUGCUGCUCAGCAAUACCGUUAUUCGCAUCAACAGGGACCUCAACAUCCGUUUGCGGCUCUUCUCUCACCACCGGAGAUCUCGGAGUCCUUGCUCCCACCUGAUGACUCGUUUUCGAUUUGGCUCGAGCCGAAGCCGAAAAAACAGUCCGGAGCCAUGACACGAACUCGCGGAGCUGCGACGAUCAACGAAUCGAGUUCUGCGGCAAGUCUGCUCACAAAAAUGGAUGCUCUUCGAUCAGACAAGUAUCCAAUUACAGACGAGGAAAUGAUGAUGGCUAAUGAUUUUGUGAGACAAGGCGAUCGAGAUGAUAAACUAAGCUCCAGCGAAAGCUCAAGUCCUGUCGUGAUGUCUUUGAUGGAACUAUUGAGCAACGAGAAUCUGCUCGAUCAAGUAGCAACCGAAAAACCAAAGUGUUCUAUGUUCGAUUUUGAUACUCUAAAAAUCGCCGAAACUCUCAAGGAGCCACUGCAAUCUUCCGAAUGUUCAACUACAACAUCAAGCAAGAUGACCUGCUCUCCAAUGUUCUUUUUCGUAGAUGAAAAGACACCAAACUACGACGGCUCAGGAUCGAAAAGCCUUUUCACUCCGUCAUCAUCGGCCGGCCAGACGCCUUCAUUCCUGGAACCUUGCGAUUUUUUUGCAGCCACCGGAUCGUGCCCCUUCGGUGACGCCUGUCAUCAGAGUCACUCGAUUUAGGAGGACCAGCGAUGAUUUUAAAGCCCAUUAUUGUAAUCAUUUUCUCAUUUCUCACCCAAUUCAGUUUCUAAAUUUUAUACUUUAUCAUUUUGUCCUUUUUCAUCGUAAUUUUUGUUCUACUCGCAGCUCUUCUUUAGUUUUUUGUAUGUAUUUAGGGUUUCUUGUAGAGGAUAUGGAUACUUCCAGCUUUUUCCCACCCACAUAAUCUUGUUUUCCUCAAGUGAUACGGAUACCAUCCACAAAAGUACGAUAUUCAUAAUUUAAAUUUUGUAUUUUUCUUCACUUUUUGUUCCAUUUACACUUGUUUUCAUUAUUUCUAACGAGCCCGCGCCGCUCUUGACACUAGCUUUGUAAUAGUAAUAGUUAGCUGUAGUUGUAGUAAGUUUUAGCGAACAUUCAUCUAAUAAAUCUAUAAAUGUGAAA
This is a messenger RNA of Caenorhabditis elegans, 2392 nucleotides long. RefSeq names its product C3H1-type domain-containing protein (gene gla-3). Gene Ontology annotation, biological process: regulation of RNA metabolic process; negative regulation of translation; regulation of gene expression. Gene Ontology annotation, molecular function: metal ion binding. Lineage: Eukaryota; Metazoa; Nematoda; Chromadorea; Rhabditida; Rhabditidae. The record is from RefSeq and is marked reviewed. The transcript is spliced from 10 exons. The coding region runs from base 29 to 1969 and encodes 646 amino acids.